AUGGCCUCCGCAGCUACGGGCGCAUCCGCGCUAUCCCCUCUCUUCUCCAGCUCCAGAUCGAGGAUUCCGUCUUCCUCACAGCAGCUCCUCGCCAUUAGAAGGCUGUCCUCCGCCUCUGCCAUAGCCACGCCCCUGAUUGUCGCUCUCCACUCCAGAUCCGCUGGUCUCCGCUCCACAACAUCUCCUGUCCUCGUCCGCUGCGUCGGUGGUGGUGCUCGCACCAAGGGUACCUUCAUCGGGUCUAAGACGCAGUCGCUCGUCUUGAACGGUGCCCUGGUUUCGUCUGCUGUGAACUCCCUCUUCGCAUUGGCUGCCUCCCUCGCCAUCUCCCUUUCUGUAUUCGUCGUGGACGUCGGUGCUGCCUCGGGUUUUGUGACCAGCGCCCCCCGGAAGCUUCAGACUGACGAGCUCGCAACUGUACGCCUAUUCGAGAAUAAUACUCCUUCUGUCGUCUACAUCACCAACCUUGCCGUCCGGUGCGCAGCCUACUUGCUAGUGGGUAUGAAUUUCUAGGUUCUUGCUGUGGUUUUACUGGUAUGAUGGAAAAUGUUCGAUCUAUGAUUUGCAGGCAAGACGCAUUCACUCUUGAUGUGCUGGAGGUGCCACAAGGUUCGGGGUCCGGGUUCGUGUGGGACAAGGAAGGCCAUAUAGUCACCAAUUAUCAUGUCAUCCGUGGGGCGUCCGACCUCAGGUUGGUUUGCGUUCUUCUUUUUUCUCAACAGUGUAGGCUUCAUGUUUUCUGUGUUCUCUAAUGUUCAAUGUCUAUAAUGGUUUCCUUGGUCAAAUUAAUGGACUCUUUAGCUGCAUCUUCUACCUAAUGAGUAUCCAUUGGUAAUGAUAGAAAAUUCAAGGGUACUUGGUGUUCCAAAUGGAUAAAGCAAAAUCUGUCUGGGCCCAUGGGUCAAACGUUUCUUCACGUUUGAUGGAUAUUUUGGGGGUUUAUCUGUCUUUUCAUUCUUGGACAGAAAUGUGGCCUCUAGGAGCAGGGAAAACGUGGAAACCUGGCUUUCCUAUCUCUCUGAAAGUUUUUCAAGAAUAAAAUUGAGAUAAAUGGGGACAGCGUGAAAUCAAAACUAUUGAUUCCAAGCAAGUGUAGGAAUUUUUUCUAAAGUUAUGUUGAUAUCUUACAGAAAAUAAGAAGAGCAAAAGGCCUGAAUUUAUUGGAAACAUUCAAGUAGAUGAGGAAUUGCGUGACUACGUGAAAGUAGUAGCUUUUACUGUAGAGCUUGAACCUGUUGUAAACGUUUUCCGCUGUCAGAUCUCUUUUCUUUUGUUGAACUUCCCGUACCUCCUCUGGAUUGAGUUACCAUUCUCCCCGCUUACAUAAGCUGAUGUCUACUGUGCUUGAUGUAGUACGACGCUCAUGCAUUGUGCUAUUGUAUAUUUUUCGUUUAGUCUUUUACUUCAUGAUAAAAUAUUUUACUCUCAUGGUAACCUUUUGCAAUCAAAUUGAUGCCAGACUUGCUAGCUUUAUACAGGGUCACUCUUGCUGACCAAUCAACAUACGAAGCAAAUGUUGUCGGAUUUGACCAAGACAAAGAUGUUGCUGUACUUCGCAUUGAUGCUCCGGAAGAAAAAUUGAGACCUAUACCGAUUGGUGUCUCUGCAGACCUUCUUGUUGGUCAGAAAGUAUUUGCCAUUGGAAAUCCUGUGAGUAGUACCCAUUUCUUCUGCGAAUUAUACACGAAUAUUUAAUAGAAACGAUUUGAAUCUCUUAUGUUUGCCACUCAUCAACAUGUAACAUGCAUCUGAGUUCCUCGUGUGUUUUUCCAUUCAAUGUUUGAGUUGCACAUAUCAGAUUUUUUUUUUCUAUUCCUGGCAAAACGUGCACAAGCUUUGAUUUUGCUGGAAGGUCAUGCAUCUCUCCAUCAUAAGACGUUGUGUCCGUGUUUGUGUUCUUCAUGUUGUUAUCUUCCCAUCAUUACAAUGUGUUCUUGUGUUCUUCCAGGGCUUAUUUGAGAAAAGUUCUAUGCGCCUGAUUACAUGAUGAACUAGCUAGCAAUUUUUUUAGUAAUAGGAUGAUAACAAGCUCACUUUUCCCUAUGUUUCUUUGGAUAAGUUGCAUGUUCAUUUCUAAAUUGUUGAUAUCCUACAAUAUGCACGUACAAUUCCGGGUUCAUGUCGGGGUGUAAAUGCGUGUUCUAGCUAUACAGUGUUUAACUAAGUCAAAUUUCAAUCUUGACCAAAGACAGUUAUGACCAUUGUAGGCUAGUUCCACUGAAGCUUUAUUUGCGGUUUCUGUGCCACCUAUGCUCAAGUUCAUCGUUAGUCAUUUUUGUAACUUGAAGAAUUUCACUAGUUAAAAGAUAGAGCGUACAGAUUUCGUCUGUGAAUCACCACAUACUUGUUUGUUAUAUGGAAAAAAAAUCAUCUCAUGCUUGCAAUCUUUGUGUACAUUUUGCAGUUUGGUCUUGACCAUACACUCACUACUGGUGUUAUCAGGUAAACACGAUUUUACACCAGAAUUUCUUGUUCUCUAAUCUUUUCACUUUAUUAAUAAAUAACGCAAGGUUAACCAUAUGUUUUCUAGACAGUACACUAUAACUAUCAUUCUGAUUCCUUAUUAUGCUUUUUCAAGAGGGCGGCUACUUCCGUAAACCCGACUUUUUAUAAGGAUUCCGAUUGACACCAUGAACCUGAUCAAUGUUUCUUCGGUGUUCUCCAGUGGGCUGCGGAGAGAGAUCAGUUCUGCCGCUACAGGACGACCGAUACAGGAUGUGAUUCAGACUGAUGCAGCUAUAAAUCCUGGAAACAGUGGGGGGCCACUUCUCGAUAGUUCUGGAAGUUUAAUUGGAAUAAACACGGCUAUAUAUUCCCCUUCUGGAGCCUCCUCGGGCGUCGGCUUUGCAAUUCCAGUUGACACAGUGCGUCCUGGGGCUGCCACCUCUUCGCACAAUUUCUUUACCCAUGUUUUAAUAAAAACCAUUAACCUUGACCCAUUUCUUUUCCCUGCUUCCUCAGGUCGAUGGAAUCGUUGAACAGUUGGUCAAAUUUGGCAAAGUGACAAGGCCUAUUCUAGGGAUUAAAUUCGCUCCGGACCAAUCUGUGGAGCAGCUCGGGGUUAGCGGGGUCCUGGUCCUCGAUGCACCUGCAAAUGGUCCUGCUGGCAAAGCGGCAAGUUUUCCUCUUGCUCCUCCCUCAUCUGUGGCAAAUUUAUUUCUAUGUUUCAUUGAUAGAGGUUUUCUGACCAUGCUUCCUUCACAGAAUCUUUUCCUCACAGAGUCUCUCAUUUCUAGUAAUAAACAACACCCAACCCUCAAUGGAGUAGAAGCCGCCCCUAAGUAGUUCCGUACCAUCAGCAUCCUUUCCUUACUGGGUUAGGCCGCUGAUAGAUCGAUCCCAGUGCCUCCCUUCUGUGCUGAUAACGCUCCCCAUUUCCUUCCGCUAUCAUCGGCUUCUGGAUUCUGCUGCUUCCUCUAUUCACUGCUAUUCCAAAGCUUGAUUAUAAUCUUUUUCUUCACAAGAAAAUAUCUCGCAUUUCUUAAUGCAGCCGAAGCCGGCCUAAAUAUUUCCACACCGGGUAAGACCGCUGAUAGAUUGACCUCAAUGAUGCGAACCAGGGCUUGCAACCGACCAAGAGGGACGCCUACGGCCGGCUUAUCUUGGGCGACAUCAUAACCUCCGUCAACGGCAAGAAGGUCGCCAAUGGCAGCGACCUCUACAGGAUCCUCGACCAGUGCAAAGUCGGCGAGACGGUAUGGCCCAUCUCUUCCUCUGUCAUGUCCUCAGUGCCCUACAUUUUAAUUUACUCGGCCAAACCAAACCAAACCAAACCAUCCGCCAUGGCGGUAGCCCUCUCGUCCAUCUAAUGGCUAGUCUCUCGGUAUCUUCUGGUGUGGUAAAUGACAGUCCAUCUGCUGCAUUUCUUUCUUCCUGAAAAAGGUGACGGUAGAGGUCCUGCGCGGGGACCAGAUGGAGAAGAUCCCCGUGGUUCUUGAGCCGAAGGCCGACGAGACGUGA
Messenger RNA from Spirodela intermedia, 3960 nucleotides. NCBI's taxonomy places the organism in Eukaryota, Viridiplantae, Streptophyta, Magnoliopsida, Alismatales, Araceae. The record is from the annotation of a GenBank genome assembly.